This is a messenger RNA of Chrysoperla carnea, 1506 nucleotides long. RefSeq names its product tRNA (guanine(37)-N1)-methyltransferase. The record is from RefSeq and is a predicted model, not a curated record. Gene Ontology annotation, cellular component: mitochondrial matrix; cytoplasm. Lineage: Eukaryota; Metazoa; Arthropoda; Insecta; Neuroptera; Chrysopidae. The transcript has 3 exons. Gene Ontology annotation, biological process: tRNA N1-guanine methylation; mitochondrial tRNA methylation. The coding region runs from base 58 to 1416 and encodes 452 amino acids.
AAAUACGUAUUUAAAAAAAUACUCCGACAAAGUGAUAAACAUAUUCGAAAAUUAAUUAUGGAAUCAAUGUUAUUGAUGCCACCAAAAUCAGUACGAGGGAUGACUGAACUUGAUCGAAAUAAAUUUAAUAAAUCUAUUAAAGUUCCAAAAUUAGAACUUGGAAAUUCAAAUACAUCAUCUAUUGUACCAUAUAUUAAGAAAUAUUUUUUGAAAAUGGAAAAUUUAAAACCUAUACAAAAUGGUAACAACACAUCUGAUAACAGUAAAACUGCUUUAUUAAAUCCACUAUUAAUAAAAAAUUGGGUUGAUAUAGAACCCACAAGUAGAGAAAAUCUAGUGGCCUUGGGUGUAAAUGAAAAGCAUUUUAAAAUAGAAGAGUUAAUUUUAACGUAUGAUAACUGGCGUCCUGAUGAAAUUUUUAAAAGUGUUUUACCUUUAGACAAAGAAGGGAUUUCAAGUUUCUCAAAAAUUGGACACAUUGUGCAUGUAAAUUUAAAAGAUCAUUUGUUGCCUUACAAGACGUUAAUUGGACAAGUUCUUCUAGAUAAAGUCAAAGCAUGUCGCACUGUUGUAAACAAAAUAGAAUCUAUAGAUACUACAUUCAGAUUUUUUAAAAUGGAAAUUCUUUGUGGGGAAGAUAACAUGCAAUGUCAAGUUAAAGAGAAUCAUUGUCGCUUUGAGUUUGAUUUUUCAACUGUUUAUUGGAAUCCACGAUUAUGUACAGAACAUGAACGCAUCAGUAAUAUGCUUAAAGAGGGAGAUAUUUUGUACGAUGUUUUUGCAGGGGUUGGCCCAUUUGCAAUACCUUGUGCAAAGAAAAAAGUUGUGGUUCUUGCUAACGAUUUAAAUCCCAAUUCAUAUAAAUGGUUAAACCAGAAUGCAAAAUUAAAUAAAAUUAAUGAACAUUACUUAAAAACAUUUAACAAAGAUGGCCGUGAUUUUAUUGUAAAUGAUUUAAAAAAUGAUUUAGUAAAAAGAUUAAAAGAUAAUUCAGUUGAUAGUUCGAGCAGAAUACAUAUAACUAUGAAUUUACCAGCUUUGGCCGUAGAAUUUCUAGAUGCGUUUCAUGGAUUAUUUUCAACUGAAGAUUUAUUCGAUAUUAAAGCUUUAAAUCCACUAGUUCAUGUUUAUUGCUUUGCACAAAAUGAUUUUUCAAAAAAAAUUGCCCAAGAAAGAAUGGAAAAUCAUCUAGGACAUCCAAUUGAUAAAAACUUAUGUGAAUUAUUUCACGUACGAAAUGUUAGUCCGAAAAAAGAUAUGUGGCGUGUAUCGUUUGAAUUAACUAGUGAUAUACUAUUUGGAAAAAAUUCUAAGAAAAGAAAAAGUACAACAGAAGCAAUUACAGACACUAAAAAAAAUUGCCAUGGCACGAAAGAAAAAGGGAGCAAUUCAAGCGAAGAAGAACAAAGUGUUUAAAGUUGGUGGCGCAAAAGCUAAGGCUAAAGCUAAGCCAGUUAAGACUAAAUUAAAGAAGAUAAAUGUAAGCAAAAAAGUAACGGAAAUUGA